CUGUUUACACGCAAAAAGAUUGCACGGCUAGAAACCCAGGGUUUAUGCUGGGCUUAGUCUAUAUGUAUUAGUUCAGGUAGCUAAGGAAGAGUCCGAAGAAAUCGCAAUACGCGUUUCUGCCAUACGACACAGUAUCGAGCGAAGUCAUUUGUAAAAAUUACUGAAAAAAUUGUCCUUGUGCAAGUUGUCUCAAGUUGUGAAUGCAGACAGAUUUCUUUGAAACAGUAAAGGCCUUUAAUGACUGUGAUUAUUACGUCGCUUCGUAGUCAAGUAUAAUCAUAAUCUGAUGAACAAUAACCGUUUACGUACAACCGUGUAAGAAGUAAGGAGAAGAGGAAUAAGAGCUAACGUAAACGCGACAUUCGGUAAUCAACGUAUUGUUCAGUGUGGUGCUUCAGCUGUAGUCGAUGGACAUUAUGCUGAAGGCAUACACCUUUUCCAGUAACAAAGAACUAAAGGGCAUAUCUAAUAGAACAAGUCGUUUUUAGUUUAGCUGGACUUCCUUAUGAUACACGAGCACUACAUACCCUAUUACUUCGGCAGUUUUCUGUUAAUCUCGUGUGUAUUCAGUUUAUCAUCAUGGCUCUCAGGUUGUGCGUAUAGGUGUCGUCCACAGAGUUGGCUGACUAAUCCAAGCCAGCCAUCAAAUCGUUGUACAAACUCAUUGUAACGAGCGAACUUGUGCUUGACAAAGAUUGUCAUAUACAGUGAAGAAUUAUUAUUAGCCUAUACUUAAUAUCACUCGAUUGCUUGUGAGACACUGAUAUUGUGUUCAGGUUGAAGAAGUGAUCUAUCUGGUGGGCGCGUCAAAUUUUUUUCGUCCAUAUUUUCAAAUCCUAAAACGUUGCAUUUUAUUAGAAGUAUAACAACAUAUUAAGUGAAGUAUUCAUCAUCAUUCUCUACGACCUUUUGAUAUUUCUCAUCCGAUACAUUUAUUCUAUCGCACUAGAAUUUUUCAGAUCUGAUGCCGAAGAACUCGUUUGUCCACAUUUUAAAUUGGCAAAUUUACUGCUCCGCAUCUAUUGGUGAGUGAUUGGAAGAAGUUAUGAUCGACGAACGUGAAGUUUGAAAAAUACAUUGUCCUGUAAGGCCUGCCGUGAAAAGCAAGAUCUGUUUUUCUGUUAUACUCUCGUUAAUGCCAGCAACUAGAAAUUUGCCGACCAUUCUCGAUUUUCUUAUUGCCUAAACUUUUUUUUGAUUGUAUAGAGUAUUUCUGGUCUUCGUAGAUGUCCUGUCAUCUGUAACAAGUCUGCAAAGAAACGUAUCACUGUUUAAUGUAUUGGAUGGUGCCGGGCGGAAUGUCGAGAGGCCUUUUGAAGUUUUUUAAAUGAAAAGUCCCAUCCCUAUUUUAACAAGAUUCCAAGAUUUGGGGUACCUGAUGUUAGCUAAGUGUUCGCAGGUCUUGGCUAAUUCAUUAGCUGUCUCCCUGCCAUUGCUUGUUAAAGGUGCCUUCAGGCUGUUCUCAUCAAUCUCCAAUGGCCGAUUGGGCCUGCGUUUUCCUUAUAAGCAAGUUACCUUCGAACAGUCCUCUCAGUUUUAGACCUUGUUCUCUGCUUACUAAACCUACUAAAGUUUUGGUUGUUGACAAAGGAUAAAGCACCUGUUAUUCCCUUAAUCACAUAACGGAACAGAGCAGAAUAUUCUCACUUUACGGACAUUGAACAAAACAAACAAUGGUGGAGAUAUCGAAACGCAAAAUAUUCAAAGGUGCAGACAUUAUUUAUGCAUCAGCGUAAUAUUAAAUUUUUAUUAGUUCUUGGAUUGGAUUUGAACCUUUUUUGCACAGCGGUAGAUAGAAGGAAAUGCAAGCAGUGUUUUACAAUUAAUUUACCGGCCAUAUAGUGGAUGGGACAGAUGUGAAACGAAAUGAUAUUUCGUAUCGCCAUAAGCAUAUGUUCAAGGAAAUAAGUAGUUAUUUCUAAUUCUCACCACAUCCUGUAUUUCCCUAUGAUUUCGUGUCCAACACUUGUCCGUACACUUGGAUCAGGUGGGUCGAAUCCUUUCUAUUGUGGGAGAGACCGUUUAUUGACAUUUUUGCUACGUGCUAUUUCCUUUGUCCAAUUUUUGGACACUCAAUGGUAAUGAUUGCGGAAGUGGCUGUUCCUUAAUAUAUAUAUAUUAUAUAUAUAUAUAUAUAUACUUUCUGGCAAGUCAUGACUGCAUAUAUUUAAAACGAACUUCUCUACGCAGAGUAUUCCGAAUAUGACUUACCCCAUUUACCUAUUGAUACAUGCACUGUGCUGGCUUUAGAAAUUCGAUGUCACAUAAAAGUGGUCAAGGCGUAUAACUUUGUUUCAGUGGGAGGAGAGUCCAGGCUUAAUUUUCUUCGGAAUUGUGUGGCAUAUAUGUAUGCAUUUAGCUUAUUACUAUUACUGUUUUUAUCGGACCGAUAUAUUAUCAUUAUGCAUAGCAGAGACACAGAGCAGGAAAUAUGCGCCAUAUAUUAGCGAUACGAAAGUAAAACUCUUAUACAAAGGGAAGACAAAAAGAAAACAAAAUGAUGUCGUUGUGUUGUAUAGUAGAAUUAUAGCUAUGUGUCCCCUUCCUCCUAUAUCAACUGUGUGUAUUCCAGGAACGAAAUUAUUGCGGGAAUCGGAUUGUUUCUGCUUGACACCAAAAUUAACGGCACGGCCCGUAACGUUAAACUUAGUUAUUCACCGAGCAAUAGUAGUGAUUUCUGGCGUCAUUAGCAGACGCUACCGCCAAGAAAAACCAAGAAAACUACUAUUGACGUUAUUGAAGCCCUUAAAUGCCGUUCGGUGGGUAGGUAUCGGGAGGCGCGGAGCACCGCCAGCAAUUCGCUGAUACCAGCGGGAAAACAUGUCCUUGAGUUCUGGUCAAGACCAGAAUGCGUACGUUCUUCGGUUUUCGUGUUCGCUUAAAGACACGGAGCAACCAGGGGUGGGCGGAAGAAUGGCGACCUAUGGUGAUGGAGGAUACAUUGGAGGGAGUGGAUGUUGCCCGAACGGUGACGACCUCGAGGAGUUGGGCGGUCAUGGAAGCGGUGGCUUGGGCUUUCACCGGGUCAACUCCAAGGACGUUGUAUUCUACGAGGAUAAGCUGAAAGCGAAGAUUAUUGGAAAUCGGUACCUAAUGGGAAGCCUACUUGGGGAAGGCUGUUAUGGCAAAGUAAAGGAGGUGCUGGACCUUGAUACCUUGACGCGACGCGCUGUCAAAAUUGUCGCUCGAAAAAAGUUACGUAGGAUACCCAACGGAGAACAAAGUGUUAAAACUGAAAUGAAGAUCCUGAGAGGUCUGAACCAUCCGAACGUGAUUAAACUCUGGGACGUGCUCGUAGAUAACGAAAAACAAAAAACCUAUAUGAUUUUUGAGUUCGGCGUCAUUGUUAUGCAAGAACUUCUACGAAAAGCACCGGAAAAUCGUUUUCCAAUCGCACAGGCUCACUGCUAUUUUAACCAGUUAUGCAGAGGACUCGAAUACCUACAUUCGCAGGGCAUAAUUCACAAAGACAUCAAAGCCGAUAAUCUUCUAUUGACCGUGGAAGGGGUUGUAAAAAUUGCUGAUCUUGGAGUGGCUGAACAACUUGACCGCUGGGCAGGCAUGGAUGACACCUGUCAUACGAGCCAAGGUUCUCCGGCGGUACAAAGCCCAGAGGUGGCAAACGGUGCUGACACCUUUCACGGAUAUAAACUUGAUGUUUGGUCAAGCGGAGUGACGCUCUUCAACAUUACCACAGGAAAAUACCCCUUUGAAGGGGAUACCAUUUACAAGCUGUUUGACGCGAUAGGCCGUUGUGAGGUCGUAUGGCCAGAGAACGUCGAAACCCAGUUGAGAUCACUUCUCGAAGGGAUGUUAAAUAAAGAUGCCGAUAAGCGGCUUUCCCUGAUGCAGGUUUUCAAACAUCCGUGGGUGCAAAGAAAGCCAGCAAAUAAUGAGCCAUGGGUUGCCAUUCCAGUAACGGAACAUGAUCCCUAUCGAGCCCUGACUGUGAUGUCUGCCCUAGAGGACAUGCAGCAGCGUCGACCUUUCACGACAAACGUGGACAAAGGAUCGCAAAACACUUUGACAACUGUACCGUCCGCGGCACAGUCAAAUCUUGCCGGGGAAACAGAGCUCAUGGUAGGAGGCGUCCAUCACGCACAUUCUCUGCCAGGCAUCGUUCAUGAUCACGCCAAUGAAUUGCUCCUACACCGGCAGAGCUUUAACGAUAAUACAACAGCCGACAAAAUGGAUAGCCACUCGCUAGAAGACGACGUGCCCGCAGCCAGAAGCCGGAUUAUCCCUUACACGUUACUUAGCAAACACAAAUCACAGAUGUGCCGGAUGUCGUGAACGCUGUAACCUGGGAACUUCACAAGAAGAGUUCUAAAUAGUGAAUAGUUGAGUGCCGGACAAUGUCAGAACAGCGAAGCAAAACCUAAUCUACUCAGAACAAGUGACUUACUAGGCACAAGAAAGCGAACGUGUCACGUUUCAUCGUUUGUGGCAUGUGAGUCGCGAAAAUGGCCAUGUAUAAGCUGAUUGUCACGCGAGUGAGAAGUUGGGUAUUGUUGUAAGUGGGGGGCGACAGAAAGACGCGUAUUGUUAAAUAAUGAAAGAUAGUGGAUGUAAAGUAUUUGUACGCUUGAGAAUGGUUGGACGCCCAUGUGUAUCAGAGCUGUUGAUAUGUUCUCAGAAAGCUCGGGUUCAUUGACUCGCAUUUCAAUGGAAAAAGUUUGCGACAAAGCCCCCCACCUAUUAGGCGACAACCCAUCCAUGGCAGCCAAUUAUAUACAGAUACUCACGAGUUCCAACUGUUGAAUUUCCUGCAGAAUGAAUUUAAGUGCGCUUGCAAAGUAGCGAAGUGGGUAAAAAUGAGUAUUGCUAAUUACUAUUGGGGAUUAUCACAGAUUAUUCAAAUCUCUUAUUAGUUGGAAAUUUCUUCCUGUGAACAGCAAAGCAAAUGCAACAAAAUAAGGAAACAAAACGUUUUCGUGUAUAGAAAAUAAUUAUAGAGUACAUAAUUCAAGUUUCGAGUAUUUUUAAUAAUUAGCUUGUGUCAUCAGUUCAUUACACAAGUGGUGCAAAUAUUAGAAUUCGUCUAAGGAAGCGGAAUUUUACAAUCCUAAGGAUUUGCUGUUUUAACAGUUAGCUAUGAUAACUGCAUGAGCAAUGAAACUAUUGUUACUACCGGAUUUACGAACAGCACAAUACCGUUAUGAUUCCGGACGGACGGUGAAGGCCGUUUGCCGUCGUUACGAACAGCACGAAAGGAUAGAAAAAAAUACGAACAACUUAUGCUGAUUUGGCUGUUAAGCCACUGUUUGAAGGGGUCGUAACAUAGUAGUGGGCAGUACGUCGAAAACAAUUGGGAUUGUUGCAAUUCACGGAGAAUACAAUAAUAUGUUUGCGAGAGAUUUUAGGUCGCCAGUCCGUGUGUUUUGACUGUCGAAUAUUGGCGGUUCAUAGAACCCACCUUUGUGUGUUUGUGUGUGCGCGUGUGUGUGUGUGCGCGUGUGUGUGUGUGCACGUGUGUGUGUGUGUGUGCG
This is a messenger RNA of Varroa destructor (honeybee mite), 5489 nucleotides long. RefSeq names its product serine/threonine-protein kinase STK11-like. The record is from RefSeq and is a predicted model, not a curated record. Gene Ontology annotation, biological process: protein phosphorylation; establishment of cell polarity; intracellular signal transduction. Gene Ontology annotation, cellular component: cytoplasm. Gene Ontology annotation, molecular function: protein serine/threonine kinase activity; ATP binding; protein kinase activator activity. Lineage: Eukaryota; Metazoa; Arthropoda; Arachnida; Mesostigmata; Varroidae.